Molecule: messenger RNA, 6134 nt
Organism: Chiloscyllium plagiosum (whitespotted bambooshark)
Lineage: Eukaryota; Metazoa; Chordata; Chondrichthyes; Orectolobiformes; Hemiscylliidae
Gene: foxl3
Product: forkhead box L3
Biological process (GO): cell differentiation; regulation of transcription by RNA polymerase II; anatomical structure morphogenesis
Molecular function (GO): RNA polymerase II cis-regulatory region sequence-specific DNA binding; DNA-binding transcription factor activity, RNA polymerase II-specific
Source: RefSeq, a predicted model, not a curated record
GGGGAGAAAAGACAACUAAAUUACUACGUUGCAUGCUAAUAUGGGGUGCAGUUGGCUGCUGUUUAGUGUUUGUUGAGAUAUUAUGGUAUAUCAGUUAGACCACCCACACCGAGCCUAGCUACUGGUUGAACACACCGAGUUCAAAGGUUCACGCGAGAAUUAACCAAUUUAAUCAGUUAUUACCAGUCUUAUAGUCAGAUUAACUAGUAGAUAGGGAGGGAGUCUCCCAACAGACUUGUGUCUGAAGAGCGAUUUAAAACAGGGACCAUUUCCCACCGAUGCAGCAAAGGGACCGGUUCACGUGAGGAUCCUGGCCACUAACUCCUGGAGUCUGGACUUGGUUUGUUAGGAACUCCCCUAGAUUGGCAAUGUUUGACAAUUCCCAGUAUCCUUAUAACUGCUUUAAUUACGAUGGAGAUGAUUACCCGCCCUGUAGUUCUGAGGAAGAGAAGAAGAUAUGUAGACCUGCCUACAGUUACAUCGCCCUUAUAGCCAUGGCCAUCCAACAGAGCCCUGACCAUAGACUCACCCUGUCCGGCAUCUAUGAGUUUAUCAUGGCAACAUUCCCCUACUACAGAGCGAACCAGAGAGCUUGGCAGAACUCGAUCCGGCAUAACCUGUCCCUGAACAGCUGCUUUGUUAAGGUGCCGAGGUCCGAAGGGAAGGAGAAAGGCAAGGGGAAUUAUUGGACCUUUGCCUCGGGUUGCGAGUCAAUGCUGGAUUUGUUUGAGAACGGCAAUUACCGGCGGCGGCGGCGAAGGAGGAAGGCGGCGCCAGUCAAACGCUUGCCGAGCUAUCAGUGUGACAGUGGGGGAGAGCUGCAGUCCCCCGGGCCAGGGCCAUCGGGGAAAUUACUCCAACAGGACUCACCCCAACACCCCUACAAAACCGAGUCUGAGAUCAAGUUCAGCAUCGAUUACAUCCUAUCCGCCCCGGACCCGUUCCCGAGCCUCCGAGACCAGGGCAGUAACAGCCUGUCACUGCUGCAGGAGCGGCACCUCAUCAACCCCCAGCUCUGCACCAAGUGAACUCCUGACCGCUCAGCAAAAGGGAAAGUCACUCUCCGAGGGAAGAGCCAGCCCUGGUCUCCAAGCCUCCGCACCUGAGCAAGGGUCAGGCCGUUACUGGACGGGACCCCUUCCCUCUUCUGUACCCAGCGUUCAGUUGUAAUGUGAAACAUUAUGUGGCUCGGUCUGUGUCUGUGUGUGUGUGUGUGUGUGUCUAUUCCUCGGCCAGGUAUUUUAAACCCCAAAUAUGAACUCCAGCCAGCCCUAUCAUUCCAAUCAUUAAGCCCAGGGAGGGUUUAAAACGCAUGCUAAAUAUAAAAAAAGAGGCCACUUUGCACAUGCCACAUUUCCUCCCCAGCACGCUUAAACAGCGACAUAGUGAAUUAGGUUGGUUCAUUGAGUUGAGAUUGUGGAGAUGGGAAGGGGACGAGGUGAGGGGAUUGCUGUUCCUUCACAUUUCUGAUAGCCCACAUUGUGAUGAGAAUGACCUGUGUAUUAAGGCAAUAAAGUGUUCUCGAUGAAGGCGAGUCUGGCCGGGUACCCGGUUACUGUUAUUUCUUUGAAAUUCAGAAACUCUCGCCAGAGUUUGGGGGGGGGGGGGGGGGUCACCGAGAAAGCGAGUUCCAUUUCUUAUGGCUAUGGGAGAAUAUUCUCGCCAAAGUUAGCUAAAGGUCAUUUACUUCACGCUGAUCAUUAGAAACCUUCCCAACACAUCAACCAACUUGUACAACUAAGUCCAGUGCGGCCGGAUCAUUGACUGACAUAAUAUUACCGAGUUUGUUUAGCAUGGGACUCCAACUUUAUAUUUUCAAAUUACAUCCGAUUUCCGUGCCUUUUCCAACUGGCACUCGUUUAUCGUUGGUGUGAGUGCUGUGUUUUUGUGUGUGUGGAUAUUUGUUUUUCAAUGUAACCUAACGUGUGAGACAUUUAACAUGACAGGCAUUUAAUAAGUGAGCGACUCGAAACGACAGCUGACCUUAUUUAAAUCUGUGGAGCUCCCCGUCAACUCCUCUCCAGCACAAUAAUGUCCCCAGUGUAAUUACAAUGAAAUAACUGUGUAUCUUUUGAUCGAUCACUGAUAUUAACAUUAGUAAUGCAUUCCCCCCCAAGCGAGUGUCGAAGGUCAGUAAUUGUUCUGGGUCAUCGGAUUUCCAUUAACAAUGUUGUUGAGAAAGGCAGUCUCCGGGAAUUUCAACAUAAAUUAAUCCAACAUUUAAAAUAAAACAAAAUUAAACAACAUGAAAACUAACGCAAAGUAGUUAAUUAAAGUCUGUAAGUAAUAGGCAACUUCGGUAGAUGCAAGGGGGGGGGGGGGAACUGUGACACGGGUGUGUGAAAUGAGAAAUCCUUUUCCCAGCUUAAGGCGUCUUAACUAAAAUUACCUUUUAAAUUCACAAGUGCAGUGAUCUGCAGCCUCGCUGAUUACAUUUUGGGGACCCCGGCCAAUUCCACUCUCUUAAUUUGUCGGGAAAUGUAAUGAGAUCUCGGGAAGCUGUUUAUUUCGCUGUCGCUGGACCCGUUCGCAAACCAUCACAAAUCAACUUCGGUGUUCUCCCUGCUUCUAUUCGCUCGCGGGGCAAAACUGGUGCUGUUUGAAAUGCCCGGGAGGGGUAUGCCCAGGCAUUGGGCUGUUCACCGCCACAAUUUGUAUGAUUUGGAGAUGCCGGUGUUGGACUGGGGUGUCCAAAGUUAAAAAUCACACAACACCAGGUUAUAUCCAACAGGUUUAAUUGGAAGCACUAUCGAAACGCUGCCCCUUCAUCAGGUGGUUGUGGAGUGUGGGUUGUGGUGGUUGUAUUUGAUUGGCAGGCUGCAUUUGAUUGGAUUGGAUUUGCUGUUUGUCACAUGUACCUAAGUAGAGUAAAAAAAAUUGUUUUGCAUGUAGUACAGGCAGAUCAUAACACACAAGGACAAAUAGAUCAUAGGGUGCUUAGAUAGAGUGAGGCAUACAGUAUUACAACCGUACAGGCAGUACACAGAAGCAAGAUCAGCAUUAGAUGUGAAAUUAGAGAGGUCCAUUCAGCAGUCUAACAGCAGGGAAGAACCUGUUCUUGAAUCUGUUGGUGUGUCUGUCUACAAUUGCUCAAAUUCAUCAAGGCGCAAACAACACAUUCCAUUUACCUAGCUCCCUGAAUCUAAUCAGACUGUCCCCGAAGGAGUUUCAGGAGCUUGGUAAGUGGUCUGACUAUAAAAGCUGCACAGCAGGAUCCAAAGUUAAGGAUGGCAUGGUGAUGAGAGGCUUCAAACUGGUUACAUUUGUUAAAAGAAACUCUCCCAGAAUAAAAAAAAGACAGAAAGAAGAUUCUGAACAAGCUGGGAGACAAUCAAGGAGGAUCUUAAAAAGAAAUUGUGAAAUGGCAUUGUGUUCUAAGACAUCAAUGUGUCAAGUGUAUUGUAAUGUUCAUUUCAAUCUCUUUUAAUCAGAAUUGAAGUUCUGUUCAGCAUAGUGCAAUGUAUUUGGAUGUUGACAGUCACGUACACUCAACCCAAAGAUACAGUCCAUGAUUCACAUCAGUGGUUGGCAAUUAAUGCUGCAUCCAGUCUCAGUCCCCAUCUCCUCAAGGAAUGCACCACUGAGGCAGCUGGAAGGGAAAUACUCCUUACCGGCCACAUUUCCGGGAUAGAUUGGGAUAGGGCCAUGUAGAUUGUUGCUUAUAAACCCGUAACUCCCACAUAUCGAAGGAAACAUGACCCUUAAACAAUCCUCCAAGUUACUGGAGGCUAACCGUCUGCUAUCUGUACCUGAAGUUAGCAAUUAGUCGAAUCUGCCAUCUCUUUAGCUUGUAGAAGGUAAGACCUGUCCAGUGUUAUCAUAGAUUAUCAUAGAAUCCCUACAGUGUGGAAAUAGACCCUUUGGUACAACAAGUCCACACCUACCCUCCAAAGGGUAACCCAUUUUCCUAUCCUAUUACUUUACAUUUCCCCUAACUAACACACUCUUUUUCUGCCAUUGAGAUAUCAAUUAAUUCCUGCAUAAUUACAUUGAGUAACAUAGAAUGUACAGCAGACAAACAGCCCAUUCAGCCUAACAAAGGAUAUACUUGCCAUAGAGGGAGUGCAGCAGAGUUUCACUAGGCUGAUACCAGGAUGGCAGGACUGUCCUAUAAGGAGAGAUGGGAUCAACUGUAUUCACCAGAGUUUAGAAGGAUGAGAGGGGAACUGAUUGAAAUAUAUAAAACUUUAAUAAGGCUGGACAGACUAGAUGCAUGAGGAAUGUUUUCCCACCUUGAGGAGUCUCAAACCAGGGUCAGGAUAUGUGGUGGACCAUUUAGGAAUGAAAAUAGGAAAAGUUCCUUCACUUAAAGGUAGUGAAUUUGUGGAAUUCUCUAUCAAUGAAUGUAUUAAACAAUAGAUAUGUUUCUACAUUUUAAAGACAUUAAGGGAUAUGGGGCAAAUGAUUAUAUGGUAUUGAGCCAUCAUUGUAUUGAGUGGUGGAGUAGGUUUGAGCAUGUCUUUCAACUGGAGCUUUCUCCUAUUCAACCAAAACAAACACUUGCAUUUCCACGGGACCAUGCACAACCAUAUGAGGGUCCAAGACACUUCACAGCCAAAGAAAUAUUUCUGAAGUGUACCACUGCUAUAAUGUAGAAAGCAGCAGUAACCGAUUUAUGUGUCGCAAGCAUCAAUGUGAUAAUAAGCAGAUAAUCUGCUUCGGUGAUAUCCAUGAAGAGGUAAGUGUAGGCCAGGAGAACUCUUCAAAACAAUGUCGCCAGAUCUGUUGCAUCCAACUGAGAAGGCAAAUGGGGUCUCUGUUUAGCAUCUCAUCCAAAUGACAGCCCUGCAAAUACUGCAACCCUUCCUCAGUAAUGUCCUGAAGUACAGGCGUAAACAGGAUACUCAGGUCUUCGAAUGGAACUUGGAUCCACGGUGUUAUAACCUAAUGUUUCCAAAUGAGAUAUAGUUCAAUCUUUGCAUGUUUCUUUCUAUUCCCUUUUCUCUGAUGUACUCUUUUAGUUUGUUUUUGGAAAAUGUUUAAGUUACUUGCCACAAAACAUCUUGUGGGAGUGAAUUCUACACUGAGCACACAGUGAAUGAUACAGCUCUUAUUUCUCUGGAUUUAGUCACUGCACUGUGUUGUUGACCCUUAUUUUUAGGUUCUCCUGCAAAUGGAAGCAUCUCUCCAAAGUUGCCCCAUACGGAGAGUUCAGUUAGCUAGAUAAUUAGAAAUGUAAUGUUAACAGUACAGGUUCAGUCACCAUUCAGACUAUGAGAGUGCAUGGAAGCCUGUCUCCUCACCUUGCCCUAUCCUUGUGGAGUUGUUACCCUCCACAAGCUAUACAUAAGCAGUUGUCCCUCUCUAAUGAUGAUCAAUGUCCUCUGUGGAUUAUGGGUCAUAACAUAUCUUGUACAGCUCAGCUUGAAAUUCUCCAUUAGAUCACUCUGAUAAUCUUCAUAGAAUCAUAAAAUCCCUACAGUGUGGAAGCAGGCCAUUCAGCCCAUCAAGUUCACACCAACCGUCCAAAGAGCAUCCCACCUAGACCCACCCCAUUCCUUUAACCUUGCAUAUCCCAUAACUAUUUCACCUGUACAUCCCUGGACACUGUGAGCAAUUUAGCAUGGCCAAUCCACUUAAUCUACACAUCUUUGGACUGUGGGAGGUAACAGUACAGUAAAAGGCCCAAUCUUUCAGUCUGGCUUCAUUCUUGUUGAUUUCUUUGAAAUGGGAAUCUUUAACAUUCCAACCUCAGCUUAUUGUAAAUUAUUAUCCUUUUAUCCUACAGAUGAAUGCUAGUUUUGGGAUGGGAUCAUGGCUUUGGGAAUGGGGUCUUAAGCUGUAUUUUGCAGGUCCACAUCUAAAAAAUUCACACAUUUGCAAGAGCCCAGCAUUGACAUUACUUUUCAAAAUCAUGGGCAACUGUUUGAAGUUCUUGUUAUAGAAGGGAUGCCCACAGAAUUUCACAACAAUAUCCAUUUGCAAGGUCCUCGAUGUAUCGUUUGAAACAGCUUGUAGCCUCUGUGCUGUCUACUUGGGGAAAGCAAGCAGUCUCAGUAUGGAGAUAUUUGAAUUCCAUGUUCUGCACACUAAGGAAACAAAUUGUUGACAUUCAUUAAAUGUACAUUGCCUUGGGGGACUCUGAGGUCAUGAAAGGUGCUAUAAAAAUGCAAGGAGAAAGUGAGGAUUGCAGA